Spinacia oleracea (spinach) is the source of this 492-nucleotide messenger RNA. RefSeq lists its product as uncharacterized. Lineage: Eukaryota; Viridiplantae; Streptophyta; Magnoliopsida; Caryophyllales; Amaranthaceae. The transcript has a single exon. Bases 1 to 492 code for a protein of 163 amino acids. The record is from RefSeq and is a predicted model, not a curated record.
AUGGCCGAUGAAAUUGUCGAAAAAUACUCAAAUUUACAGUUGGAAGAUGAAGAAAACGAUCUGGUGGACCUCAGUGCGGUAGAUUCUACGGAAUCAGAUGAGAGGGUUUCUCUCAUGCUCGUGGGGAAGUUGUUGACAGAUAGGGCAUACAAUGUUGAAGGGUUUAAACGAACGAUGAGUCAGGCGUGGUCUUUGGUGGGGAAGGUGAUCAUUCGUACCAUUGGCUCGGGUAGAUUCGUCUUUCAAUUUUUCCAUUGGCGCGAUAAGGAGAAAGUAAUGGCGGGGAGACCAUGGUGUUUCGAGCAGUGUCUACUUAUACUCAAUGACAUCACAAGUAAUGAGCAGCCUAAUGCUGUAGUACUUAAUAACUCUCCGUUUUGGGUACGAAUUGAAAAUUUACCGUUUAAUUGUCGAUCGGAUGCUCACAUUAAAGCUAUUGCGGCAAACAUCGGGGGGUUGCUUGAAAUUGAGGAAGAUAUUUUAGGCCUAUAA